CUAUUUAAGAUUAGUAUAAUAUGCUGUAUUAACUGUGGCAUUAGAAACAGGAGCAGGUACUAGUCUUUGCAUUGGGAAUAUGUGCAGAUAAUUAUACAAUGGAGAGUUAUACAGCAUCUUGUUAUGAAUUUCUCCUUAAUAAAAGUAUCAGAGUGCAGAAAAUUUGGAUUGAAGCAUGUAUUGAAUGGGUUCAAGAAGAGCAAAAGAAAUUGCCACUGAAACAUGAGCUGUUCAGCAUUCUUUAUGAGCAAUGGUUAAUGGCUGACUUAAGAGAAGUUGCAGAGGGAGUUCUUCCAUCUUCAUUAAAUAAAGGAACACAUACAUUAAAUGGAUUAUUUGCAUUGCAGGUGAAUUCUGCAGUAGAUAUAGGUCAUUCAGCAUACUCACAGCUACAAAAGACUAAAGGACAAGAAAUCAUUGAUACAGGUAAUGAAGAUAUCAAUGAAUUCUUUAGCAAAGGAGCAAAUGACAAAGCAUCAAUUAUUGACACUAAAUGGAAAGAAGUAUCAUCACAAAUGUUAUUGCUUGAUAUCACUGAUGGUUCAAGUACUGUCGAAGCAAUUGAGUAUCAACCAUUUAAAGAAAUAAAUCAGGAUAGUUUCCAGCCUGGUUGUAAGGUAUUGAUCAAGGGUCCAGUUCAAUGUAGAAACAAUCUUAUACUGUUGAAGCAAGAAAAUAUUCAAUUAUUGGGUGGAAAUGUAGAAAGCUUAUUGGAGAGCAAUACCAUUGAAAAUUUGCUCUGUAAAGUACUAAAAACGGACCAUGACACUGACAUAAAGCCAAAUGUUAGAAGUGAAUCAAAUAAUAAAGGUGAUAUAAAGAAAGAAACUAAUGAAAAAGUGUUACAUAAGAAUAACAAAAAUAAAACAUCAGAAAAAAUAUUUUCUGUCGAUAAUAAAAAUAUAAACAUUCCAAUGAACAAAGAUAUAAUAAAUUGUAAUUUGGCUGCGAAACAAUAUACAUUACCAAAAAAAAAUCAAAGUUUAAGUAAGUCUAUCAAAACAGAAAUAGCAGAUGACUUUUUUGAAAAUGAUAUGCUUGAUAACUUUCCUCUAGAAGAUUUGGGGCUGCUAGAAUAUUCUCAACCAAAAAGUGCUAAAUUGAACUUAAUAGAAAAAAAAGUAAAUAAAACUUCCAGCAUCUCUCCAAAACAAUGUUUCUUAAAAAAUAAGGUUUUGUGCUCAAAUGCAACAUUAAAUAAAAACAAUAACUCACAUUUAAAUGAUAAUAACUUCAAUAAGAAAUAUGAACAAGAUAAUAUAGAUUGUGAAUUAGAUGUUGAUGCUGAUUUAUUCUUAGAUGAUGUUGAUAUAAUUUCAAAUUUAAACUGCAAGAUAUCAAAAGAUAAAACUAGUUGCAAAACAUCUAGUAAUCAAACAAAAAUAGAGGAAAGUGAGGCCAAGACUAAGGUGGAAUCAAACUAUAACAGUUUGUACAGGAAUCAAAAAGAUAGUUCAUGUGCAAAAGAUUUCCACAUGGCUGAAAAAGAGUAUGACAGUUUAUCAGAUUUUGUUGAAAAUAAUUCAGUCAACACUGUACUAAAUGUUAAAUGUUGGUUUCAAACUUUAACUUCAAAAUUAGAGUUUCAAGAUUUUUUUAAAAUAUCAGGAAUAAUCACAGAUGGAAUCAAAAAUAUUGAAGUGGUAUUGACUGACAAGGUGUUAUUUUCUAUUAUUGGAUAUUCUUCAAAAGAAGUUUUGGAAGCUGUAAAUGGAAAAUUACCGUCAUCACGUAAAUCGAGCAUAAAACAGGCACUUAAAAAUGCAGAACAGCGUUUGGAAAAAGGAAAGUGGUUAGCAAAAAUAUGUUGUGAUAUAAAUAACAUUUACAAUAUUUUGGAGAUGACACAGAUCAAUUGAAGUCUUGAAAAAAAUGAAUAUUGUUUUAGCUUGAAUAUUUUUAUUAUAUAUAAACUUUUAGAUUUAA
Molecule: messenger RNA, 1926 nt
Organism: Hydra vulgaris (swiftwater hydra)
Lineage: Eukaryota; Metazoa; Cnidaria; Hydrozoa; Anthoathecata; Hydridae
Source: RefSeq, a predicted model, not a curated record